Molecule: messenger RNA, 1654 nt
Organism: Sorex araneus (European shrew)
Lineage: Eukaryota; Metazoa; Chordata; Mammalia; Eulipotyphla; Soricidae
Gene: SRM
Product: spermidine synthase
Exons: 8
Coding region: 37-951 (304 amino acids)
Biological process (GO): spermidine biosynthetic process
Cellular component (GO): cytosol
Molecular function (GO): spermidine synthase activity
Source: RefSeq, a predicted model, not a curated record
CCCGCGCCCCGCGCCCCGCGCCCCGCGCCCCGCGCCAUGGAGCCCGGCCCCGGCCCCGCCGCCGCGCCCGGCCCCGGGCCCGCCGCCAUCCGCGAGGGCUGGUUCCGCGAGACGUGCAGCCUGUGGCCCGGGCAGGCCCUGUCGCUGCAGGUGGAGCAGCUGCUGCACCACCAGCGCUCGCGGUACCAGGAUAUCCUCGUCUUCCGCAGCAAGAGCUACGGGAACGUGCUGGUGCUGGACGGCGUGAUCCAGUGCACCGAGAGGGACGAGUUCUCGUACCAGGAGAUGAUCGCCAACCUGCCGCUCUGCAGCCACCCGGACCCGCGCAAGGUGCUCAUCAUCGGCGGCGGCGACGGCGGCGUCCUGCGCGAGGUGGUGAAGCACAGCUGCGUGGAGUCGGUGGUGCAGUGCGAGAUCGACGAGGACGUCAUCCGGGUCUCCAAGCAGUUCCUGCCCGGCAUGGCCGUGGGCUACGCCAGCCCCAAGCUCACGCUGCACGUGGGGGACGGCUUUGAGUUCAUGAAGCAGAACCAGGACGCCUUCGACGUCAUCAUCACCGACUCCUCGGACCCCAUGGGGCCCGCGGAGAGCCUCUUCAAGGAGUCCUACUACCAGCUCAUGAACACGGCGCUCAAGGCCGACGGCAUCCUCUGCUGCCAGGGCGAGUGCCAGUGGCUGCACCUGGACCUCAUCAAGGAGAUGCGCCACUUCUGCAAGUCCCUGUUCCCGGUGGUGGGCUACGCCUACUGCUCCAUCCCCACCUACCCCAGUGGCCAGAUCGGCUUCAUGCUGUGCAGCAAAAACCCGAACACCAACUUCCGGGAGCCGGUGAGGCCGCUGACGCAGAAGCAGGUGGAGGCCAUGCAGCUGAGAUACUACAACUCCGACGUGCACCGGGCCGCCUUCGUCCUGCCCGAGUUCGCCCGCAAGGCCUUGAAUGAAGUGAGCUGAGCCUGACGUCAGCCUGGACAAGACCGUCGCCCCUGCCCCCGCCGGCUGGCCGCCACCAGGGACCGCUGCCGGCCGCCCGGGUCGGACUGUCUGUCUCGGGCACGCGGCCCCGGGGCUCUGGCAGCCGUGUACAGCCCCGCCCCGCGGCCCUGGCCCACCAACACGUGUAUUUAUAACAAACUUCUGCAUCUGUGUCCACGACCUUGCCUGACCCGCCCGAAUCCCCGCGACCUCAGACCAGCGCCGGCCCCCGGGGGACACUGCACAGGCCCCCUGACCCGCCCCCCGCAGUGCAGGCCCAGGCCUGGCCAGCUGCUGGCAGCCCUGCUCUGAGCACUGGGUCUUGUCCAGGCUUGUCGCGGGCCGGCGGGGGGCUGCUGGAGGGGGCCCCGGGGGGCCGGCUGGGCUGCCGGGCUCAGACCCGCAGGUGCCACGUGGGCCGGUGGUUGGUUGGGCGGCACUGUGCCCUCUCCAUGGUGCUGAACCUCGCCCGGCCGCCUGCGGGCCAGGAAGGAGGCUCCCGGGGCCGGGCCCCAAAGGCCUCUCUGCCCUGCCGAUGUCCUGGCGUCCACGGCACAGGGCGCCGCUAGCCAAGCCCCUUCCCCACAGCCAGAGCCUGGGAGGGGACAGGCGGGGCCUGGGGAUGUCGGGUUGGCGCCUUCCGGUCCACGCCAACCAGGUGUGGUGGGAAAAGCGGGCAUCC